Messenger RNA from Coffea arabica (coffee), 1454 nucleotides. RefSeq lists its product as uncharacterized. Lineage: Eukaryota; Viridiplantae; Streptophyta; Magnoliopsida; Gentianales; Rubiaceae. The record is from RefSeq and is a predicted model, not a curated record.
GGUAGCUGGCUGGCUGGCUAAGGAUGGCAGCAACACAUGUGGCAGUAAGAUAUGGAGAAUGAAGUAGAUGUUAGCCACGUAGCUUGCCACCUAUCUAUCUUCCGUUGGGCAAACCGCCUCAAUUUGCUAUGUACCUUUCCUCGCCGACCACAUUCUUCACUCUACCACGCAUAUCUAUUCUAUAUGUAUAGAUUGAAAGGGUCGCUCGCUCCUUGAAAAAAGGUCAAAACCCCUACGUGCAGAUUGUGCCGUUGCUGGCAUGCUAUUGAUCUGUUCGCGAGACUGCAAAACAAAUCCACUUUAGUUAACCCGCUUGCAGUCCCGGUCGGGCUUGUCCUACCAACUAGCUCGCAGUUUGUAUCUGUGUGUAUAUAACGGGUACGCACAUACCCGAAAAGGUUGAACCAAACAGCUAAGCUGGUGUAUUAUGUUACACUUCAAAAUUCUGAGUGACGACGUGUGAACGACAGAAUGGGUAUCUGCCGGAGUGGAAGAAUGGCUUCCAAAAGAGGUUCUGCGAUCAUGAUGCAGCACAGGAACUGCUCCUUUGUUCUUGGACUCGGGGUGGUGGUGAUCACGCUAAUUGCGGCAGUUGCUUGCGCCGAGAACGACCCCCCCAAUUCCAAUUCCAAAUAUGAGGAGGCCAAGGUGAAGAUCGAGCAUGCAGCGGAGACGGGGAAAGAGGGUGCGGAGUCAUGGGCAGAAUGGGCCAAGGACAAGAUCUCUGAAGGCUUAGGAUUGGGCACCGACAAGGCUAAGCAAGCUUCUGAUGCGGCUGCUAAGAAAAUCAAAGAUAGGAUUAAAGACUCUGCUUCUGGUGCUGGCCAGCACACUGCCGAGAAAGUUGGAGAGUUAAGGGAUGCAGCCACAGAAAAGGCUAGGAAUUCCAGGGAAACAGCAGCCGAAAAGGCAGAGGAGGCCAAGGAGAAGGCGGGAGAGGCUGUUGAGGAGGCGAGGCGCAAGUCAUCUGAAAAGGCAGAAGAGGCUGUUCAUAAGACAGGAGAGGGUAGACAGAAGGCGGCUGAGAAGGCAGAAGCAGCCAAGGAAGCAGGUGCAGAAAUGGGAAAGAUGGCGUCGGAAGAAGCCAAGCAAGGGUACGAGACCGCCAAGCACAAAGCUGCUGAGGCCAUCGACUCCAACAUGCAGGCUGCAAAGGAAAAAUCUCGCCAUCUGAAGGAUGAAGUUGCUGCUACUCGUGACGAGGAGCUCUGAUCUGAUGAGAGACAUCAAUCACAACGCCAGAACCAUGCCAUUGCCAUUGCCAUUGCCAUUUGCCACUUGCCACUUGCCACUUGCCACUUGCCACUUGCCACCACCGAGUCGUUCUAUUCCACUGUGUAAUUAUGUAUCCUUAUACUAUAUAAGAAGAAUGAGUUUAGGGAAAAGAUUUCAACUGCAAGGCUAUUUUGGGAAUAUAAGAGUAUUUGAAGUGCAAUUGGAGUAUUGAAUAUAAA